GAGGCAGCAUUUCUUUCUUGAUUGAAUUUCCAAUCUUUGAUGACUUGUGUCGUCGUCAUCAACUCCGCUUCUUUCCCUCGAUUGGCCUCAUCAAUCUCACCUCCCCCUUUCAUACCAGAGUUACAGCCUCAAAUACCUUGCUUGUCUCGGACAACAAUGCCCCCGUCGAACAGGAAACCGAGGGUUCAACUAUCCAGACCUCGCCAGAUUUCCAACAGUCUCUCUGGCCAAAUCAUGUGGCUCCCAUCAAGGCAUCGCAUACCAGCCGACCUCGAUCCUAAUCUGGAAGAAGGCGCAUACCACCACCCGGUGAUAAUCAUGUCCAGGGUCCCCUCCCCUGAAGGUCUCGUCGAGAUACUCAUGAUCACCUCAAUGGGCGCACGCGGCAUCGCCCAAGCCCACACCCCAGACUGGAACCACUGGCUCAACUACGCACCCAUCAAACCCGCAACGCACCCCGCCAUGCCCGACACACAGCUCUGCUUCCCGGAUAACUGUCCGCCGCUGGCGAAGAACUCGUAUGUGAACAUUCGGCAGUGUUAUUGCGUUCAUCUCCAGGCGUUGCGUCCGUAUCGUCAGAGUGUUGGGGAUCCUGUUCUUGGGAGGGCUUCGCUUAGGAGUCUGAAGGAGGCUUCGAAGUUUGUUGAUCUGUAUGAUCCGAAUACUUCGAAGAGGUUGAAGAAGUCCAGAAGGAAUGAUAUUUCUGGUUCUCUACCGGAGGUUGAGGGCUUGGUUGUUGAAGACAAGGAUGCUAUGCAGACUGUUAGGCACAUCAGCCUGGUUGGUCUGCUUCUGCUUGUACUUUUCGCAGUGGUUUAUCUCUAUCUGCGUGUCGCGUAA
This is a messenger RNA of Colletotrichum phormii, 840 nucleotides long. RefSeq lists its product as uncharacterized. The record is from RefSeq and is a predicted model, not a curated record. NCBI's taxonomy places the organism in Eukaryota, Fungi, Ascomycota, Sordariomycetes, Glomerellales, Glomerellaceae. The transcript is spliced from 2 exons. The coding region runs from base 40 to 840 and encodes 266 amino acids.